Messenger RNA from Erigeron canadensis, 1597 nucleotides. Its product is annotated as 3-dehydroquinate synthase, chloroplastic. Gene Ontology annotation, molecular function: 3-dehydroquinate synthase activity. The record is from RefSeq and is a predicted model, not a curated record. The transcript is spliced from 8 exons. Gene Ontology annotation, cellular component: cytoplasm. Lineage: Eukaryota; Viridiplantae; Streptophyta; Magnoliopsida; Asterales; Asteraceae. Gene Ontology annotation, biological process: aromatic amino acid biosynthetic process. Bases 62 to 1414 code for a protein of 450 amino acids.
UGGCUUUUUUCUUUCUCCAUUUCCUCUCACCAACCACCACCUCCGCCUCUCCAAUCUUUCCAUGGCGGCUGCUGCGACGGCGACCACAACGGCAACGGCGUCGUAUUCAACUCUAUCUCCCAAACACAACCUAUCUCUAUCCAUAAACCAUCUCAACAAGAACAACGUUGUUCUACCUGAAAACCCUAUCCGAAUUCGUCCUCUUUCGGUUUCUUCUUCCCGUCCGUCGAAACUUCCGAUGAAAGUCUCCGCUACUUCCGCUGCCACUCCGGUAAUCGAAGGUAGCAAGUCAAGUUCCGACGAUGCAGCUUCUUCUCCGACAAUAGUUGAUGUUAAUUUAGGUGAUCGGAGUUAUCCUAUUUAUAUCGGAUCCGGUUUACUUAAUCAACCUGAUCUUCUUCAAAGGCAUAUUCAUGGGAAGAGAGUUCUUGUGGUCACCAACACCACAGUUGCGCCUCUAUACUUGGAUAAAGUAGUAAGUGCUUUGACAGAUGGGAACCCUAAUAUCAAAGUAGAAAGUGUAAUUCUACCUGAUGGCGAGAAGUACAAGGACAUGGACACUCUGAUGAAAGUUUUUGACAAAGCCAUCGAGUCUAGAUUGGACAGACGCUGUACGUUUGUUGCUCUUGGUGGUGGUGUCAUUGGUGACAUGUGUGGAUAUGCAGCAGCUUCUUUCCUCCGUGGAGUCAAUUUCAUUCAAAUUCCCACAACUGUUAUGGCACAGGUGGAUUCUUCUGUUGGGGGCAAAACUGGGAUUAACCACCGUUUGGGGAAAAACUUGAUUGGUGCAUUCUAUCAGCCUCAGUGUGUGCUCAUAGACACUGACACGUUAAACACUUUGCCUGAUAGAGAAUUAGCAUCCGGGCUUGCAGAGGUCAUUAAGUAUGGACUUAUUAGAGAUGCUCCAUUCUUUGAGUGGCAAGAAAAGAACAUGCAUGCAUUAAUGUCCAGGGACCCAGAUGCUUUUGCAUACGCUAUUAAGCGUUCAUGUGAAAACAAGGCUGAAGUCGUAUCUCAAGAUGAGAAGGAAAGUGGACUAAGGGCUACACUAAACCUGGGUCAUACAUUUGGUCAUGCUAUAGAAACCAGCUACGGCUAUGGGCAUUGGCUUCAUGGAGAAGCAGUUGCAGCUGGCACGGUGAUGGCUGUUGAUAUGUCAUAUCGUCUUGGUUGGAUUGACGAAUCCAUUGUGGAACGAACAAGUAACAUUUUAAAACAAGCUAAGCUGCCUAUUACUCCUCCCGAGAUGAUGACUGUAGACAUGUUUAAGUCUGUCAUGGCGGUUGAUAAAAAGGUGGCCGAUGGAUUACUUAGACUCAUACUUUUAAAAGGUCCGCUUGGAAGCUGUGUUUUCACAGGUGAUUAUGACAGAAAAGCCCUUGAUGAAACCCUUCAUGCAUUUUGCAAGUCCUAAGCAUUGGUAUAGAUUUUUGUUCUUUGUUGUGUAAGCUUUAUAUACAAGCCAUAAUAUGGUAUUAGUUUAUGUAUCAUAAAUGGCUCUUAGUUGUUGAUUUUCUGAUUUUUUUGUAUCAAAAAGCGUGAAGUUCAGAUACCAUUACAUUUGAUAAUAAUAUUAGGGUUGCCCCCUUUGGUUCAA